Messenger RNA from Poecilia latipinna (sailfin molly), 1127 nucleotides. RefSeq names its product 3-monooxygenase/tryptophan 5-monooxygenase activation protein, gamma polypeptide 2 (gene ywhag2). The coding region runs from base 197 to 940 and encodes 247 amino acids. The transcript has 2 exons. Lineage: Eukaryota; Metazoa; Chordata; Actinopteri; Cyprinodontiformes; Poeciliidae. The record is from RefSeq and is a predicted model, not a curated record.
GAGGGAGAGGAGAGAGGGUGUCCCGUCUGCGCUGAACCUCAGACAGACAGCAGGGAACAGCUGCAGCACUCGCUUCGCCUAGGAUUUCACUGCAUUGCGAUUUCAAAUAUCAGCCGUUUUCAUCCACGAAGCCCACGUCGCGCAGCUCGACCGAGCAAAGCCCCCCGUCCCCUCCCAGCACUAACCAGUAGAGAAAAUGGUCGACCGCGAGCAGCUGGUGCAGAAAGCCAGGCUGGCCGAGCAGGCAGAGAGAUAUGAUGAUAUGGCAGCAGCCAUGAAGUCGGUGACGGAGCUUAAUGAGGCUCUGUCCAACGAGGAGAGGAACCUGCUGUCUGUGGCUUACAAGAACGUGGUGGGAGCCCGCCGCUCCUCCUGGAGGGUGAUCUCCAGCAUAGAGCAGAAAACCUCCGCUGACGGCAAUGAGAAGAAGAUUGAGAUGGUGCGGGCCUACCGGGAGAAGAUUGAGAAAGAGCUGGAGGCCGUGUGCCAGGACGUGCUCAACCUCCUGGACAACUUUCUGAUCAAGAACUGCAGCGACACUCAACACGAGAGCAAGGUGUUCUACCUGAAGAUGAAAGGCGACUACUACCGGUACCUGGCCGAGGUGGCCACCGGCGAGAAGAGGGCCACAGUGGUGGAGUCCUCGGAGAAGGCCUACAACGAGGCCCACGAGAUCAGCAAGGAGCACAUGCAGCCCACCCACCCCAUCCGCCUGGGCCUGGCUCUCAACUACUCUGUGUUUUACUACGAGAUCCAGAACGCCCCAGAGCAGGCCUGCCAUCUGGCCAAGACCGCCUUCGAUGACGCCAUCGCCGAGCUGGACACCCUCAACGAGGACUCCUACAAAGACUCCACUCUCAUCAUGCAGCUGCUCCGAGACAACUUGACACUGUGGACAAGUGACCAGCAGGACGACGAGGGCGGGGAGGGCAACAACUAAAGGGAAGCCUCACCUCGAAAAUCAAAAAGUCAAAAAAAUUACGGAGGGCCGGUGGACUUUGGCAGCCGCUUUUGCCGAUGAAACUACCGCAGCAGCAGUUCUUUAUUUUUCCAUGUGUUAAAAGAAAAGAAUCAAAAAGAGAGGUGAGAGUGGGAGGUUAAAAUCUUAGUUCAAAUAUAUAUAGAAA